Molecule: messenger RNA, 7783 nt
Organism: Leptidea sinapis
Lineage: Eukaryota; Metazoa; Arthropoda; Insecta; Lepidoptera; Pieridae
Product: trans-Golgi network integral membrane protein 1-like
Exons: 4
Coding region: 117-1526 (469 amino acids)
Source: RefSeq, a predicted model, not a curated record
UCUCAAACUUACAAAAAUCAAAGUGACUGAAAGUGAUCGCUCGUCGCUGAUGUUAAUGUUAUUUUAAGUUAGUGUUCUGUUAUUUUGUGCUAAAUAAUAAUAUUAUUUUCAUAAAAAUGGACCGAAUAACAUUCGCAAUAAUAUGUGUUUGCUCUGUAAUAUCUGCAGUAAAAGGAUCACCAAUAGGAGAGGUUCAGCUUCAAAUGGCCAAUGUGUUACAAAAUCUAGCAAACAAAUGUGAUAACUUGUUUCUGAAUGAAAUGAUAAACAAUAAAAUUGAUGAUUGUACAGAUAUCAAGCCAUUCACAACCAAAAACUUGCAGUGUGUUAUGUUUUACGAUGUAACUCAACAGUUGUGUUUGACUUUUGCUCAAACAAAUUUCGACUUGAAAGAAAAUUAUAGAAGUAAAAUGAAUUUAAGUCAAAAUACUAUUGCUUUGUGCGAUGAAGCAAAGACAUGGAAAUUAACAAGUUUAAUUAAUAAUAAUCAGGAUAACAAGAUGUUAAAAAUAUUGAACAACCAGGAAAAGUGUAUAAAGGUGUGUGCUUCUGAGGAUAUAUUGAGUGAAGAAGCCAACUUCUAUUGUAAAUAUUACAAAUGGGGCUUGGAGAUAUUGCACAAUACAACAAGCAACAAACAGCCAUCUUCUGAGUCUGUGGUUGUGCUGCCAGCAAAUUCUACACAAACAAAUGACAAAAAGCUAGAGAGUCCUGUUGUCACAAAUCAAAUUGCAAGUGGUCAAGCCAGUGAUGACGCAGAGCCCAAACAAAUAGUGUCUUCUGUGCAGUCAACCAAACUACCACCCAGUUCAACUGUUGAAGUAUCUCAAGGAACUAGACUGGUAAUACCACUAGUUCAAGAGUCAUCAUCAUCUCAAAAGCAAGAAUCAACUGCGAAUGAUAAAGAAGAAGUAAAGCCAGUUCAAUCGGAAAGUGAAGUAGAAAAGCCUUUCAAAGAGCAAUCACCGGACCCAGCAAUUGACAAAAGAAUAGAGCAACAAACUUUAUUAAAACCUAUUCUUGUCAAUCCAAAUGUGAAACAAAAUGACUUAGAAGAUGAUCCUGAUAUGGAAUUUGGAAAUGAUCUUGAUCCUGAAGAUGACCCCAUGGAUCAAGAUAACCUGAAUGGUGAUGGUGAUACAAUGUUAAAUGCAAAGCCUAACUUCAAAAUUGAUGGUGAUAAGAUGAAAGAAGAUGAAAUUAUCAAUCAAUCACCUGUUUCAUCAUUUAGUAGAGAUAUUCCACAAAGAGAACCAAUAUAUCCAAAUACCCUCCCUGACGCAUACGCCGAGGAAGAUGAUCACUUUUUCCCGUUCUUCCUGUCGACAAUUGUGUUUGUGGUUCUGCUGUAUGUCAUCUACCACAAUAAAAGCAAACUCACGAAAAUGGCUUUAGGAUUGAUAGUAGAAGGUCGCCAAUCCAACCGUCGUAGGACAAGUCGAGGACAUGCGUACAGGCGGUUGGACACAUUGGAGCAGGCGAUGAGCACAAAUAGUACCGCACCUCCGAGCAAAAUUAUAUAUUGAGUGAUAUAGUGAUGUAGCUCAACUCAUUUUCUUCACAGAAUUAAUAUUCAUCAAUAUUAAUACUAUACAGCAGGGGCGUGCAUAUCAUAUAGGCUUGAACCUAAAUAUAUAUAGAACUAGUGUAAUAGUUAUUUAUACAACUGUUGUGUAAUAAGGGGUAUUAAAACACGAAUGUGGGUUGGUGAUAAUAGUAUCACAUGAGUGUUUUAAUACCUAAUUAUCAACAGUUGCAUACAAGAAUUUAUCUACACCCAGAAUAUGAAUCCUCUAAAAGAUUCUGAAACAGUUAUCUUACUGCUAACAUUAAAAGUAGUGACCUAAUAUCAUCCAUUACUGAUUAUAUACAAAUAAACUAAGUAAUAAUGAAAGAAUUAUUUAUUUUAGUAGUAAUUUACAUUUUGUAUAGUACAAUUAUAAAAAUUCACUUGAAUAUUAUGUUCUUUUGCAGUGUUUAAAAUAUCUCUCGGUGUGCUGUCAAAACUUGAAUCGCUCAUUUUUGUAAACAAAACAAUAUUAUUUGUAAACAAAUAUCAAAGAAAAAUGGCGGGGAUUCGAAUUACCUACUUUUUUUUACGGCGCGUAAACGAUAAUGUUCUUUUUUUUUUAAUUCAUUCAGAUACCUCGCAUCGAGCAAUAAGAAUGUGGCUGUCUGUUGAAACUGCGCAUGAAUGGAUCGAAAAAAUCAAAUUAGUGUUGUUAUGAAAUUCAGUACAACAUUACAACACUCGUUUGGAUGAUUUAAUGGAUAUUAGGACAUUGGGUGUUUUCAUGUUGGCAAUAAGCUAACUGUUUCAGAAUCUUUAAUAGAAGAUUUAAAGCAUGGGUGUCCAUAAAAGUUAUUUUUACUACCUACGGCAGUCUACAGAUUGCAUAUACGAAGCAAUCAGCGUUUCAUACAACUUAUAUCGUACUGUCGGACUAAAGCGAAACUACCACUAGUUAGAUGUAAAGUGCCUACCUUACUAGAAAACCAAUGCGCGCCCCUGCUAUAGAGAAGCAACUGAUAUAAGUUAUUUUUACACGGUUAAUUAUUUAAGGUCCAUCCUUCACAAGAUAGUACUUGUUCUUAUUUUGAUUUUCUACUAUUUUUUUAAAUAUUAGAAGAAUUGAAUCAAGACUAACUAUAAAUAAAAUACUUUUUGAAGGAUUUAAACUCGUGUAAUUGUAACUGUAUUUUCACAUUAGAUUUUUGCAUAAAAGUUACGUUUUUUAUUGUUAUUCGUCAGUGUUUGUUAUUCACUUAACAACUAUUGUCACUGAGACAGUUAACUAUAUAUGUAAAUUAAAAUUCACUGACUUUUCCACUAAGUUUAUUGGUUAAUAAUUCACUGUACAAAUAAAUAUUAGGAGCACUGUAUAACAAUGACUGUUUUAAGAUAUGGCCGAGGCAGAAGGAAAGAGUAUGAAAUAAUUUAAAAAUAAAAUUUACAAAAAUCAACCGACUUCAAAAACACUAUUCCAAAUAAUAGAUAUAAUAAUAUGAACUAAAAAGUAUAAAAAUAAUAUUUAAUCUAAUUCUAGUUACGAUUAUUGUUCAUUCACACGGAAAGCUAGCUUUCAAAUAAAAAAGAAUAAUCAAAUUAGGUUCACACAGUCGAAAGUACUGAUGUAACAAACAUAAAAAAACAUACCGGCGAAUUGAGAACCACCUCCUUUUUUGGAGUCGGUCAAAAACUACAUAAUAUCCGAAGUGAGCGUAAUCAUAGAGUAGACAAUGAUAUUUUAUUAGCAUAUAAUAAUAAACAGGUUAAAUAAAAUACUAAUAAAAAGUAACUUUUACGCAAAAAUCGAAUGUAAAAAUAGUUGUAGUUGCUAUUCUAUAUUAUGUAUUUUCACACAUAAUUUCAUUGCCACAUGUUAAGGUUAAAAAAAAAAAACAACUUCACUUCUAGUCUUCUAUGACGUUUAUCUAUAACUCAUGUGUACGGGAAAAAGUACAUAUAGUUUGUAUUGUAAUAAUUUAUUUGUAAAUAUAAUUGGUACCGAUUUUUUACUUUGUGAUAUUGUUUUUGGUAUUUGGUGAUGGAAUAAAAACGCAUAAGUGAGAAGUACAAUACGAUAUUUAUAUUAUUAUUAGGUGUAAUACAUUGAUAUAGUAAGUACUAUUGGUUGAUAUAGUAGGUCUGAUGGUAGGUAUAAGAUUAGUACCAACAAUAUUUUAAUGUUGCGUAUACCUUAUAAAAGUGGAUCUUUGAUAUUGUGAUUGUAUGACAUGUGAAAUAGAAAAAAAAAAUUGAUGGUAUAAAAUGACUGUUGAUAAAGAAAAUAACAGAUGUCAUUAUUACGUAAGAAUCAAUUUUUAUAAGGGAAAACGCUGUGUGCAGAAGGGCUUUAUUGCAUAGAGACACCACGGUGGCGCAACCAGUCGCCGCAAUCAACAGAAUGUAUUAAUUAUAUAAAGCUCUAUGGAGAGUUACUCUCCUGGUGUCCGCUUGGUUGCGCAACCUAUUUGGUGGUGCGACCAGCUGGUUGGUUGACCAGGUGUCUAGUUUGGUAGCUUACGGAGUUGGAGACCUUAGACAUGCAACCAGUGGCGCCACCGUGGUGUCCCGGUGAUAUAUAGCCCUAAAACCACACACCAUAAUUUAAAACUUCAUCCAAGCGAGGUUAAUAAUUCAAAAUUCAAUCGUCCAAGCGAGAUUAAUAAUUCAAAACACAAUCAUCCAAGCAAAGUUAAUUAUUCGAAAUACAAUCAUACAACCGAUGUUAAUAAUUCGAAACAAUCAUCCAAGCCAGCUUAAUAAUUCGAAAUACAGUCAUCCAAGCGAGGCUAAUAAUUCGAAAUAGUCAUCCAAGCGAGGUUAAUAAUUCGAAAUACAAUCAUUCAAGCGAGGUUAAUAAUUGGAAAUACAAUCAUCCAUGCGAGGUUAAUAAUUCGAAAUACAUUCAUCCAAACGAGGUUAAUAAUUCGAAAUACCAUCAUCCAAGCGAGGUAAAUAAUACGAAAUACAAUCAUCUAAGCGAGGUUAAUAAUUCGAAAUACAAAUAUGCUAACUGAACGCGUCUUCCUUAGUCGACUCGAGUCGACUUUACCCGAACGAGCGUGCGUGACGUCAGCUACAAAAGAGAGUACUCCUAAAGAAGUUUAUAUUUCAAAAAGAAAUAUCCUAGCCAUCCAAUCCUAUGUCAAAAAUCUACCAGAAUACCUCGGCAAUAUUGUAUGCACUAGUAUAUAUAGCCCAUACACAAGUAUUGUAAACAGCACAUUCAUACUAAAGUAACUCAUCUCGGAACGAACAAAUAUGAAUGCACUCAUAGAGCCGUCAGAAUUUAUAAUGGAACUAGAUCAGGCAAUAUCAAAGUAUUUUUAUAGCCGAUAAAUUUUCCCAGCAAUCAAUAACACACGUGUAGCUAUAUACACUGGCCUGCAAAAGUAAGUAUCACACUUUUCAAAUUAAUUUUUUUUCUUAACUAUAGAAGGUAGAGAUUUAAGAUUAAAAACGUUUUGUUGCAAAUUUUAUAGGCUUUAAUUCUUAGUAACUAAAAUUAUACAUUAGUAACAUUAUUAACCUAAAAAAGAUAAAACAAUGAAAAUAGACAUUUUUAAUUUAGUGUAAAAAAAUUCAACUAAAAUGUAUUACAUGUUAUUUAAUUUUUAAUAACUGGUAUUGCCUCCUCGACCUCUGAUUACAGCUUCGAGCCGGUUUGGCAUACUGAAUACUAGGUUUCGGAGCCGAUGUUGGGGAAUAUUCUCCCAUUCUUCUACCAGGGCCUGCUUUAGUGCCCUGAGGGUAGUAGGUUUAGGCGUAGGUAGGUUAGUAGGCGAUUUCUGACUUGCCUCCCAAGCUCAUCCCAGGCGUGUUCAAUCUGGUUGAGAUCAGGACUUCAUGAUGGCCAAGCCAUCACGCUGAUACCGACCUCCUGAAUAUACUCUUGUACGAUAUGAGCCGUGUGUGGCCGGACAUUAUCAUGCAUCAGCAUCGAUCCAUCACCCAUAUUUGCUAAAUACGGGCCUGCAUACUCAUUGAGAAUCUCUUGAGCAUAUCUUUGCCCAGUGAGGGUGCCAUUUUCUAUGGCUACUAGCUCUGUGCGACCUGCUGAAGAUAUGCCAGCCCAUACAUGUACACUGCCUCCACCGUAUUGGACUCUUUCUGAGAUGCAGGCUUGAAGGUAUCGUUCACCAGGUCGCCUGUAAACACUUCGCCUUCCAUAAGAAGUGUAAAGGGAGAAUCGAGACUCAUCUGCAAACAAAAUUCUUGACCAUUCUUCUUCAUCCCACUGCAUGUGUUCACGGGCGUAUCGCAGUCUCGCUACUCGAUGCUGUUACUCGAUUUUUGGGCCACUCGCUGGUCUUCGGGGUUUCAAAUUUGCUUCAGCAAGUCUUCUUCUCACUGUACUGUCACUAAUGUAGUCCCUCCGGGUCUGAAGUAGCUGUUGCUGGACUUCAACUGCAUUUUGGUGGCGAUUUCUUAACACAGUCGAAAUAAUAUAACGAUCUUCUCGGGCACUGGUACACAUGGGUCUGCCAUUACAAGGUCUCCUCAGAUGGUGUUCUGUUCUUCGUACCUUUGCUUUACCUUCUGGACCGUUCGUACCGUCACACCCACCAUUCUUGCAGUGCGACGCAUACUGAUGCCUAGAUGACAUUCUUCAACUGAAAGAGGCAUGAUAAAUAAAUGUUAUGUGCUUUUUAGCAUAAAUUUUUAAAACAAGACCCAUCGAUCUUGAAAAUAAUUUAAAACAGAAAGAAAAAUGUGACUGGUGAAAUUGUAAUUGGGAAACGUCCACUUUGAAAAAGGAAUGGUUUUGUUUUUGAAGUUUUUUUUCAGCCAAUUCUUAAAAGAAGGUUACCGACUAUAAAGUUUUUAUGUACAAAAUCAAAUUCUCUUUGGAGUCCUCUUUAUUUCGAAAGUAUAUCUUGUGAACUUAAAACGUUAUCCCAAUUUUAAAAGUGUGAUACUUACUUUUGAAGGCCAGUGUAGUAAAAUGUACACAUAUUAAAUAUUUAUAAAUCACACAACUGUAGAAAUAAAUAAUAGAUUUUUGAUAACUUCUAGAUCUUUCAUUAUAAUUAUUAUCAUUCUAAAGCCUUAUGGUUUCAUGUUUUUCUCAAGAGAGACCCUUUUAAUUCAAUUAUAUAUAUCUAAGUUAUUUAUUAAUACGGAUUUAAUUACGAUUUAUCCGUGUGGGUAUCGCCUAGGUUCCUGACCAUUCGGAGGUCCUUCAUCAGGGUGAGGGUAGUGGGUUCGCGAUAGCGUUCCGUCUCUUACUGCGGACUUGUGCUCGUAGUGCGCGGCUUUACAGGGUGGGGGACGCGGGGUGCGGUACGGUAUCACUGACACUAUGUUACACAAUACACAUAAUGUACUCACAAUGAUCAGGCAUAAAAGGCAUUCAUUUUCUCAAAAUUAAUUCCUUUAGAAUUCUUUUUGAUGUCAUUUCUAAUAACUACUAGAUACUACUACCGCUUCGGAAACAAAUGGCGCUCUGAGAGACAAGAAGCGGCGCAAGAAACUCUCCCAACAUUCUUUUUUUGCGCUCUUUUCAAUAAAAAUAUACAAUAUUAUACAGUCAUUUCUAUCGCUAUAAAAUAAUCACAAUCUAGUCCCAGGCUGUCCGAUCAUUUAGAUAUUCAGCAGUGGAGUAAUAGGAUUUACGACAGAGCCAUUUUUUUUAUAAAAUAUUUAAAUUUAUUUAUAGAUAAGAUAGAGACUUUAUUAUAGAAGUGUAUACAUUUACCCUUAAAGCUAUUAUGUAUCUUAUGAAGCCUACUAAAAUUAGUUACAAGCAAUCCCUUAUUUCUAGUGUUAUAAAUAAUGAAAAUCACUAUUAAGAGCAAAAGUAGUAGACUCGAGAGAAUGGACGUAAUCACGAACCCACUCCAUUCACCCUGAUGAAGGACCUCCGAAUGGUCCGAAACUAGUCAGUACCGACACCGAUAAAUCGUGAGUAAAGCCGUAGUAAUAAAAAACUUCACAAUGUCUCACGAAAGUUUAAAUAAUUUAAUAGAUGUAUAUCUAAUUAUCAAAAUAUAAUUUGUAGUUUAUUUUUGUUUAUGAAUUUGUAUAGAUUUUCUCUUGUAUCACAUAAUUUAAUAUGUCCGAACAUAAUAUAACAAGGCCUUCAUAGUCUAAAUAGUACUUGUAAUAAUGCCUGAACGAUUUUUAACCUCGAUUCGAAAAUUGAUUUGUACUCUAAUAUUAGCUUUAAAGAAAUAAAAUUUGUUUAAGUAUUUAAAAUUUUAUUUAGCAAUUAUUGUUUACGAAUAACACUGUAAUUUAACUAUUUCUUAUUUACAAUGAAAUAAAUUUUGUUUU